Molecule: messenger RNA, 267 nt
Organism: Penicillium salamii
Lineage: Eukaryota; Fungi; Ascomycota; Eurotiomycetes; Eurotiales; Aspergillaceae
Source: the annotation of a GenBank genome assembly
AUGCGACACGUUGGCAGUGGGGAUCCUGGGCGCACGGCUCAUUUAUUUCCUCCACUGCAAGUUAUCUCUUGCACUGGAAUCUUCAACUCAGCAUUCCUGAUCGAAUUCAACAGACCCAACACUCCAGCUCCGUACCUGAAGUCUUUUGGAAAAAAGCGGGGCACUGACCUCUAUCAGCGAGCACGGUUUCAGCCGUCCACAUUCAAGAGGUCAUCUUUCAUCAAGACGACUGAGAGCAGAAGAUGGAAAAGGUCGAAGCUCUCGUAG